CUAGUAUCUCAUAAGCCUACAACAUCCCUUGAACCAGAGUCCCACCCAACUCAUUAGUAACCAUGGCCAAUUUCCAGAUAACUCCCCGUGCCGCGUUCGUGGAGAGCAAUGAGCUCAACUUCCGCAGCCUGUACCUUUUCCACACUCCCCUUGGUUCAAACCAGAAUCAGUCAGGCAUAAUAGACUCAAAUGUUACUACCGGUUUGGGUGCGACCGUCGUUAACAACUGGCCGAUAUGUGAUGGCCCUAGCACCGGCGCCACCAUUGUUGCACGUGCACAGGGCCUACAUAUCUAUGCCGGUAACUGGCAGAAUACUUUCAGCAUAACUUUCGAGGUUGAAAGGUUUAAGGGAUCAACGCUUCAAGUGAUGGGGAUAUCCGUUGAAGAAGGUGAGUGGGCUAUUGUUGGUGGGACAGGACAGUUCGCUAUGGCGACUGGUGUCAUCUACAAAAAGUUCCAUGAACAAAGGAGCGACGGUAACAUCAUAGAACUCACUGUCCAUGGAUUUUGUCCCAUGCUGAAAGGUUCACAGAGCCUUCCCACAAAGGUUGGACCAUGGGGUGGAAAUGGAGGCUCGGAUAAAGACAUCGUCAAGGCACCAAGACGUCUAGAGAGCAUCACAGUUAGCAGGGGCACUAUCAUUGAUUCAAUCAAAUUUUCUUAUGUCGACCAAGCUGGUCAGAAGCGCACUGUUGGACCCUGGGGAGGUUCUGGAGGAAAACAAAAUACGUUCGUACUCGGCACUUCUGAGUUUGUGAAGGAAGUUUCUGGAACAUUCGGCCUUUAUGGCAGAGACAACCACAACAUAAUAACAUCACUAAAAUUUGUCACCAACGUGAAGACAUACGGGCCUUUCGGACAAGCAAAGGGAACCACUUUCACCAUACCUGUCGUGGAAUUGUCACGUCAGAUGUCCUCAUGCUAGGACUUAGUCGUGGAGCCAUCGCAGCUAUGAAGCUUAAAGGGGUUAAACGGGACAAGGAACACGAGGGUUAUACUGGUUCGGCCCCUUACGGUGAAGGUAAAAGCCUACGUCCAGUUGAGGUUGUAUUGCUUAGGGUUUCGACAACCAGGAGCUAAACCGCCCUGCCUGGUUAUCGAUUUGAUCUUGCCUGUCCCUGAACCGUCGUCGGGUCGUCCCUUUAUAUAGAGAGGUUGACGCCCAGCGGCUCUCAGAGUCCCGACCGGCUCAUAACAGUAUCUGGCUCGAACUCCUAACUAUUCUUGCCUUACGCUACAAGUCUUGCCAUAAUGACGGUUUAUCACUACGGGCCUUAAGCCAUCUCCGGGUCUUAAGCCCAUUAUUGGCCCGCCGUUUUCAAGCUUGGUACUGGGCUUCGCGUGAUGACCAUCUUGACGUAACCCGGCUCCUCCCGGGCGGGUGACUCUAAUGGUUAUAUCCUCAACAUUAGGCCCCAGAUUGAUUUGAACCGGUUCAUGUCAAUCUUCAAUCCCUUUGAGAGAAAAUCUUCCGGCUUAUAUCUGUGCAAAGGUUAUAACCCGCCGUGACGUCAUCUUCUGGAUUCCUGGUAACCCGCCAUGACGUCAUCUUCCAUUAAGUACAUUUCUUUAUUACGUUAUACCCCAACGGAUCUUAUCUUUAAUGGCCAUCCCGAGAAUCGAGGCGCUUCUGUGGCGAGAUAAUCACGCCGUGGCCUCCUCGUUUCUCGCGCCCACUUAUUAGCCGCACCUUAUAAAUAAGCCCGGCCCAUGAACCUUCAUUCACUCCUCCAUCGUCUUCCUCCUCUGACACCUGAGAGCUCGAACUCCGCCGCCGCGUCCCUUGUCUUCCACAACCUUGGCCGCUGCAUCACCCUGACCUGGUCCAGAGAAACGGCGGCGACCUCCGCGACUCCUCAGCGUCGGUAAGUCCCUGCACCUCUCCACCGUAGAUCCGCAUUUAGGGUUCUGCUAUUCUUCCUCUGUUCUUCGCUGUUCUUCUCGAGUUCUUUGUAGUUCUUCCACUACAGUCCAGUUUGAUCCAAAAGUAGUGCGGAGCUCCUGCGGUAGUUGUUGCGCAUCCAUUUUCAAUAGUAGCACGCCCCCUUUACUUGCAAAGAGAUCCCCUUAGAGCUCAUGAACUUUUCUGUAUCAGCUUUCUAGGUCUAGAAUUUUUUCCCUUUUAGCCGAUCGUUUGAUCCAAAAUAAUUACUGCGAUCCGUGAAACUUGUUUGUGCCACACUUAGUCAAAAAUUGCAUCUGUUUAGCUAUGGCGGCUCAUAUCUCCGGCUUAAAAG
This is a messenger RNA of Triticum aestivum (bread wheat), 2238 nucleotides long. Its product is annotated as mannose/glucose-specific lectin. Bases 63 to 926 code for a protein of 287 amino acids. NCBI's taxonomy places the organism in Eukaryota, Viridiplantae, Streptophyta, Magnoliopsida, Poales, Poaceae. The record is from RefSeq and is a predicted model, not a curated record. Gene Ontology annotation, molecular function: carbohydrate binding. The transcript has 4 exons.